Chenopodium quinoa (quinoa) is the source of this 2598-nucleotide messenger RNA. RefSeq lists its product as uncharacterized. The record is from RefSeq and is a predicted model, not a curated record. Gene Ontology annotation, molecular function: RNA-DNA hybrid ribonuclease activity; nucleic acid binding. NCBI's taxonomy places the organism in Eukaryota, Viridiplantae, Streptophyta, Magnoliopsida, Caryophyllales, Amaranthaceae. The coding region runs from base 1 to 2598 and encodes 865 amino acids. The transcript has 6 exons.
AUGUCUUCCUCCUCUUCAAAAGCUUGUUCGGCGGCUUUGAAGCUUGACAUGAAUAAAGCCUAUAAUAGAGUAAACUGGGAUUUUUUAUGGGAGGUUCUUCGUCGUUUUGGUUUCCCUCCGUAUUGGGUUCAUAUUUUGAAACAGUGUGUUUCUACAGUUUCCUACCAAAUUCUGGUUAAUGGCUCUCCUUCUACGGUAUUUCGCCCUAAGUGUGGCCUUCGCCAGGGUGAUCCGUUAUCUCCAUAUUUAUUUGUGUUGUGUAUGGAGAUUUUUUCCUUGAUGUUGAGACGGGAUGAACAACAAGGUCUUUUCCAAGGUUUGAAAAUUUCUCGUCGCUCUCCUUCGGUUUCUCACUUGUUCUUUGCUGACGAUGCUUUAUUUUUCUUUCGUGUUUCGUCGUCGGCUUGUGAUCAUAUUUUGUUUGUUACGAAGGAGUUUUGUCCUGUUUCUGGUCAGAUGGUGAAUUUACAGAAGUCCUUUAUUAGAUUUAGUGCUAAUAAUCCUUCUGAUUAUCGGGAUUUUUUGGCCGAUUCUUUGCGUUUGGACGCAAAAUCUUCAAUAGGAAGUUAUUUAGGGCUCCCGGUUGAUUUAGGUCGGAGUAAGUGUAAAGACUUCCAGUUUUUGAUAGAUAAAGUCGUUCAACGACUUUCGUGCUAUGCUUCUCUUAAUCUGUCGUCUGCGGCUAAGUUGGUGGUCAUUAAUUCGGUCUUGGUGGCUGCUUUUACUCAUGUUUUGUCUGUUUUUAAGAUUCCAGAUACAAUUUGUGAUCGUCUGGAUUUGUUGUUAACUCGGUUUUGGUGGAAGGCAAGUUCAGAUGCUAAGGGUCUUUCUUUGGCCUCUUCGACAGGUUUGCAUACCCCUAAAGGUUUAGGGGGUUUGGGUAUUCGUCACCUGAGGUCCUUCAACAUAGCUUUGUUGGCCAAGAAAUCGUGGCGUCUUAUGAGGCAGCCUCAUCUCUUGGCCUCUCGUGUGCUUAAGACUAAGCAUUCGGGUUUGUUUUCUCAUCCGCCAUCAAUUUCUGGGUCUAGGCCAUCUGGGGUUGUGUUUAAAGAUACCGUUCCUGUUGAGAACCAUCGUGAAUUGGUAUCUGAGUUGUUGUUGUCUGAUUCGAUGGUUUGGAAUGCAUCUCUAAUUCGUCUCUUAUUCCCUCCUUCAAUUGCUUCUUCUAUUCUAGGUCUGGAUCUUCCUAAAGAACGAAUUGAUGAUUUUGUGUAUAGGAAGUAUACGAAGGAUGGUAUUUUCUCCACUAAGUCAGCCUACUCAACUUUGGUUUCUCAGCAUUUCAUUCUAGAUCCUGGUGGAAGACCCGUAGGUUGUUGGAAACAGCUUUGGGGAUCUCCUUUAUUUCCCAAAUGGAAGAUGUUUGCGUUGAAAUUAAUUCGCCAUGCUCUGCCUACAACUGACAUCCUUGCCCUUAAGGGUAUUCCCGUUGACCCUACCUGUGUUUUCUGUCGGGACACAUAUGAGUUUAUUGCUCAUUUGUUCCGUGACUGUCGGGUGACUCAAUGGCUGUGGGAGGAAUUUCCUUUACCUUCUCUUCCUUCCUCAUUGCCAGCCCAUUGGUCGGUUUGGUUUAUGGAUUUUGUUUCUGAGUUUCUUCGUGGGAAGGAUUGGGACAAUUUAGAUAGAGUGUUUGCUAUGUUAUGGGCUAUUUGGUUGACUAGGACUAGUGUGCGUUUUCGAUCUGCAGUUUUUUCUCCACCUGCUAUUCUUGAUUUGGCCUACACCUGGUUUGAAAGAAGGGUAGGAUGGUCUGUUUUGCCUUCUUCUGCUGUUCCCCAGGUGACUGGGGGGGCUCGUGUCUGUAUGACUAAUUCGGCUCUUCAAGCUGAACUUUUGGCCUGUUUAUUUGCGUUGAAACAUGUUUUGCGUCAUGAUGUUUCUCGUGUUUUGCUUCUGACGGACUGUUCAGUUAUUCCGCACUUACUUUUGGAUUCUGGGCCUACGGAUAUCACUGUGGCUUGGAUUGUUAAAGAUAUUAAAAGCCUUCUUCGUUCCUUUAUGGACACUAUAGAAAACUUCGAUAUUAAUGUCAUCAAUUUCGAUCUGAAUGAAGCUGUUGAAGAUGAAGAACAAGCUAUUAUUGAAGCUGAGGAUGAUAAUGAAGUUCAUGACGAAAAUCAAUCUCUAAUGAAGCCUCAGGGUGCAAGUAAUAACGAUGAGAUUAGUAGUUGGUUAGUAGGAGAAACUCGAGCAACACUUGCGGAAAUACAUGAAUUGUAUUGUCAACAUGCUGCUGCAGAUGGUUUUAGUGUUAGAAAAGAAAAACAAACAAGCAAAAUUGGAACUAAAGAUAUCAUCACCAAAAAGUUCUUUGUAUGUUCUGCAGCAGGAUUAAGAAAUUCUGGUAAAAAGAAGGAAAAAAUUGCAGAAGAACUCUUGACAGAGGAAACAAAAUUGAAUGAGGAAGGGCAAUUUGAGAUAGUUCAGCAUGUGUUGGUGCACAAUCAUCCACUCACUAGACCACAAUGGAACCAUUUCCACCGUUCAGAGCGUGCAAUGACUGGAAUUAAAGGGCAAGUAAUUGAGGCCAUGCAAGAAUCUGGACUAAGACCUAUGGAAUCCUUUAAUUACAUGUCAAAUGAAGCUGGUGGAUAA